CCUGCGUCCUGCCCUGCCAGCUUCCAACUUGUUUUGUUUACAGUUUACCAUUCUGCCAAGCGCCGGUCGCUCAACACAUCCAGCUCUGAGGAGUGCAUCAACGAUGCAAAGACACGACACGUCAACACUUAUUCACGACGUUGGAACAAAACGAGUGUGAAAUGGAGAAGGCAGCGACCAAACAGACCUCUACGAAUGACACUAAGAACCAAGCAGCAACACCUGCCCGUCUAAGUACGCCAAAGGCGCCAUCUACGACGACGUCUACGACGACGUCUACGAAGACGAGCGCGCUUGCCGCUCGGACGACUGGCAGCACCAUUAACAAGCCGCCCACGCGACCAACUGGCUCCUCGGCAAGGAAAACGCCGGUUCGCUCGUAUGAUGAUGCUGCCUCAGUCACAUCUGGGGAUGGCGACGAGAACAGACGACCGCCAAGAAAGUCCACUGUUGGUCGUGCCAGCACGAGACGAACCACUCUCGGCGGCAGUGCUGCCACAGUGCCGCCCAAGCGACCAGCAGCUGCACCACGGACUAAUACGGCGAGUCCCACGACUUCGAGACCUCCUACCACAGCAACGCGGCAGACAGUGAAGUCGCCAACGUCAUUCUCGUCCGUGUCAACGAAGAGCAGCGGCAGCGUAGCCCGAUCGCAACUGACAGGUACUAUCUCCGAGGAGCCGGAACUGGAAGCCGACGAUGGAGCGCCCUCGGAAGCUGGUACAGCACGACACCCUUCGCCUCCGAAGUUGGAGAUACGCUCUACGAAGUCUGAAGCUCCGGCUCCCAAGCCACAAGCAGUGUCAGACAAUGAAGCAACGAAUCGACCUAGACUGACUUCUCGACACUCGCGCACCCAGUCUGCAGUGAUUGGCCGCCGCCCAAUGACGGCACCCACGCCAACAUUAACCACCCACGAGCAGAGCAUGCGAGAGAUGGAAGUUAUAUCGAACCUGUUACGUGAGAGUACGAAGCGCGAUACGAUGUCUGUCGAAAUCAAGGACCUGAGAGCGGAGAUAAUCCGACUGGAGCAGCAGAACCACAAGCUUUCCGAAGCAGUAGCGAAAGGCGCGCUUAAGCACGACACAAGCGCAGAUGCGGCGAAGGCCAGAGCCGAACUUAAGGUGAUGCUUACGAGCCAGCACGAGGCAGAGAUGGAGAAAGUGAGCAAGGCACACAGAGCAGCGAUGGCUUCACUAGAGUCUACACACGCGGAAGAACUCACCAACCUGCGCACUGAGUUGGCGACCCAACGUAAGCAGUCCUCCCGCCUCGAGGGUGUCGAGACAAAGAUCGAAGCUGUCGAAGAGGCGUUGCGCGAGAGCAAGAAGCGCGCUUCGCACAACGAGCACGAGCUCCACCAAACGAUCCAGCAGAAAGAAGCAGACCGCGACAACCUCGCGCACGUCAUCGACGACUUACGGCAAGAGAUCGACCGCUGUCAGAUCAAGUUGAACGAGGAUGUGGCAAAGCAAGCAAAAGAGAGGAAGGAGGCGCAGAAGCUCAACGAGCAGUUGCGUAAGGAACUUGAAGAAGAGAGGCGCAAAGCCAAAGCUAUUUCGGAGCAGUCAGCGCGCGAGAAAACGCAAAGCGACGACCAGUUCUCGGCCAGCCUCAAGGAGGUACGGCAACAGGUUGAGGAGGAGAUGGAAAGGUUGCGCCUGGCUGCAAAGCAAGCCGAACAGGCGGCAGAGAAGCUGCAAAGAGAGCUCGAUGAUGUGCGAGCAAAAGACAGCGAACACUUUGAGAAGCAUCGUGUGGCGCUGGAUGACUCUGCAAGCACGAUCCAGAAUCUGCAAGACGAAAUGCGGAAGCUGAAGGAUCAGCAUCUUGAGAGCUACGAACGACAGCGUCGACGCGCCGACGACAGCGACAGCACCACGCAUUCGCUUCGCGCCCAGGUGCAGACCCUGCAGCAGAUGCACAACAGCAGUCAGCAUAAUAGUGAGGAGCUUUUGCGGAAACAUGAGAGCAUAGUUGAUGAGCUUCAAAUUCAGAUAAGCCAGCUUCAGCAGGGUGGCACCGAGAGCAGCCAGGUUGUGGAAAGCUUGCAGACACAGUUGCGGGAGCUGGAGCAGCUCAGCCACGACGCUCAGUCUGGGCACGAAGCCGAACUUACCGACCUCAACACUGUAGUCGAGAGCCUGCAAACCGGAAGUAGUAAGCUUCGACAAGAAUACGCAGCAUCUUUAUCAGACAAAGACCGCGCAAGAAGCGAAUCCAAGGCAAUAGCCGAACAACUGCAGACUAAGGUUAUACAGCUACAGCACGAGCUUGAAGAUGCACGCAAGUCAACAGAGGAAUGCUCGAGGAGCCUGCACGAAACUAUCGCGUCGCUGAAGCAGGAAAGUGAAACGCUUAAGACCCGGAACGAGGAGCACGUUGCAGCCAAAGAUAGCGAAAUUCGUGAGCUCACACAGGUCGUAGGAUCGUUGCAGCUGAAAAUGGGCGAACUCCUGUCUCAAGCAGAGGACGCAAGCUUAGAGUGCGAGCAGCAUUCGAGGGAGAGCGCAACUGUCAUAAAGACAUUGCAAGACGAAAUUCAAGCGGCGCAACACAAGCUUACAGAUGCGGGAGACAAGCGAGAUGCUUUAACUCAGCACGUGCAAGCCUUACGAGAGACUCACGAAACGCUUGCGACGAAACACAAGGACUUGGAACGCGAUCAUGACAAUCUCGCCAACAGCAAUGACAGCCUCCAUGAAAAGGUGGAUGAGCUGCUGACGUCGCUCGCGGAGGCCGAAGCCGCCAGGCGUACCGCCGAAGCAUCGCUGUCAAGCUUAAGAAAUGAGACGGAGGGCUUGCAAAAAGUAUUCGAGACCUUCCAGCAAAGAGCCGAGCAACAGGAAACCGAACAUGUCCAGGCACUAAGCACGCAGAAAGGCGAGUUAGAGGAGAUGCACUCGGCAGCAUUGACCGCUCUGAGGGCCGAUCAUGCUAUAGAGCUCGAUGCACUGGAACGGCCAAGCGCGAACGAGAACGCCGCCAUGGCUCGAUUGCGUGACGAGGUAGAUGCCCUUGCUGCAGAGAGGGUGCAACUACUUGCGAAGUGUGACGAGCACGAAGCCGCGAUGAAGCAGCUUCAGGACUCUGUCAACCGGCUCAGACACGAGCACGCCAACGCCAUCGGAGAAACAUCCACCGCGCACGAGGACAAAGUGCAGGCUGUAAUGGACCGUCAUGCCGAGCAAAUCGCGCUGAUCGAAGAAGCGGCUUCACGACGCGCCGAAGCGGCUGGCACUGAACGCGACCGCGUCCACGAAGCCGCUCUCGCCGCCCUUGAGGCAGAGCACGCGGAAGCUUUGCGGAAAGCGACACGCUCUCCAGCAGUUCCUGUCGUGCAUCCGCAGCAUGAGCCUGAAACACCCGCGAAGGGCUUGUCACAUAUUUUCGUCAACCGCGCUGCCACUGGAGAUGGAGAGGCAGAGACGCCGGCAUUGACUGUUGAGGAUGGCACGCCAGGAUUGGCGGAGACACCGUUGGCGUAUGCGUCGGAGGACGAGGUGCAUUCGCCAACGCCGUUCUAUCCCAGAGACGGAAGGCGGGCAGGCGCUGAUCAUCACAGUGAUGGCAAGCGCAGUGAAGAUGACCUAGAACGCCGAAACGUCGAGCUCGCGGCUCAAUUGCGAUUAGUCCAAGAGGAGUUGGCUCAUCUGAAGAACGCGGCUGCGCCGCCGAAACCUCCUAACUCUUCGAAAGAAGCAUUAACGAACAUUAGAGAUCCUUUUCUGGAUGCCAGCACAGGAGUAAUAGCUCGAGCAGUACAGUCAACUUCGACAAGCGGCAUUUUCUCCCCCCGCCACAGCUACUAUGAGCGGAGUUCUGACGCUCCACCAAUGACACUUGAAGGCACGCUGGAAAGCAUCCGUGUGCAGACAGAACAACUGCUGGAGGUCAACGAAGACUUCAUGAACGAGCAAAAGCGGUGGAGUCGCAAAUUAGGGCUGCGAAGAAGUCCAGGCGUCGGGAGAGCUAGGGGUUCGUUCACGGGAUCAAGGACCUCGCCAGUGACGAUUGCAUCUUAGGAAGGGUAUGGCAUGAUUGUUGGAGGGCAUUGUGGCCGCGCUAGACGAGGAUAUUUCUGAACACCGCUCGUUUGGACGCCUGUUGUAUCAUGACACGCUAGAGUUCCAGUGUUGGAGUAAUGUACGCCUUGGAUGGAAAGCUCCUCCUGUGCAGCAGAUACCAUCGAAGCCAGUGUACUGCAAGAGCAAUGCGAAGCAUACUCUUGCCUCUUGACUGAAAUGAGCACGCCAAUCGUAGCUCUGAAUACCGGUGUUCCCCCAUUCCCUGGACGCAGGACUCGGCCCACGCCACCGGAUUAUUCUCAUGGCCUGCAGCUUGACUGUUGUGCGAUCUAAUAUGCAAGGGCGUGGGCGUACAUUCAGACGUAUGCCGGACCACGAGCGAUGCAGUGAU
Molecule: messenger RNA, 4419 nt
Organism: Baudoinia panamericana UAMH 10762
Lineage: Eukaryota; Fungi; Ascomycota; Dothideomycetes; Mycosphaerellales; Teratosphaeriaceae
Exons: 1
Coding region: 162-4025 (1287 amino acids)
Source: RefSeq, a predicted model, not a curated record